This is a messenger RNA of Plectropomus leopardus (leopard coralgrouper), 2210 nucleotides long. The record is from RefSeq and is a predicted model, not a curated record. Lineage: Eukaryota; Metazoa; Chordata; Actinopteri; Perciformes; Serranidae.
AAGGCGAUUUCUGUGUUUCUGUGGUGAAACUACUUUUCCAGUCAUGUUAUGUGCUUUUUAUUCAGUUCCUGCAGAUGUUUGGGUCAUUUCUUCUUCUGUGGUUGUAAUAGCGGUGCUGUUGGCGUAAUGGCAGAGGUCAUAACUACACUGAAAUGUUCUCCGGUCGGUUUUAAAUGUCAGAUCCAUCAGCACAGCUUCUCUUCACCACACCGUCAGACAUUACUCAGCCAACGCCUGCCUCCUGCCCGUCUGCCAGCUUCACGGAGCCGCCAUCACCACGGUGGAGGGCAUCGGCAGCACCAAGACGCGGAUCCACCCCGUGCAGGAGCGAAUAGCGAAGGCGCACGGCUCCCAGUGCGGCUUCUGCACCCCCGGGAUGGUGAUGUCCAUGUACGCUCUGCUGAGAAACAAGCCGCAGCCCACCAUGGAGGACAUCACGCAGGCGCUAGCCGGUAAUCUGUGCCGCUGCACCGGGUAUCGACCAAUCAUUGACGGCUGCAGGACCUUCUGUCAGGAAGCCAACUGCUGCCAGGCCAACGGAAACGGAAACUGUUGCCUCAGCGGAGAGAAAAACACGGAUGAACCAGAGCAUGGAAAGCCUCAGUUGUUUGACAAGGACGAGUUUCAGCCGCUGGACCCGACACAGGAGCUCAUCUUCCCCCCUGAACUGAUUCUGAUGGCAGAAACAGCGAACCCGCAGACACUCACCUUUCACGGGGAGAGGAUGAGCUGGGUGUCCCCCGCCUCCCUGGAGGAACUGGUCCAGUGCAAGACCAGUAACCCUAAAGCUCCGCUGGUUCUGGGAAACACCACCAUAGGUCCAGAUAUAAAGUUUAAAAGUGUCGUGCAUCCGCUGAUUAUAUCUCCAACCAGAGUUUCGGAGCUGUUUGAGGUCACUCAGACACCGCAGGGUGUUUGGGUCGGAGCCGGGUGCAGUCUCACUGAGGUGCGGUCUCUUUUGGAGAAGCUGGUUCCUCAGUUUCCGGAGGAGAAGACUGAACUUUUCAGAGCCCUGAUCCAACAGCUGGGAAACCUGGGAAGCCAGCAGAUCCGAAAUGUCGCUUCUCUUGGAGGCAACAUCAUGAGUGCAUACCCGAACUCAGACCUGAACCCUGUUUUGGCUGCUGGGAACUGCAGAGUGAGCGUCAUUUCGAGUGGAGGAAGACGAGAGAUUUCCCUGAAUCAAGACUUCUUUGUGAGCUUUGGAAAAACCAUCCUGAAACCAGAGGAGAUUGUUGUUUCUGUCUUCAUUCCUUUCUCCAGAAAGGGGGAGUUUGUGCGAGCUUUCCGCCAGGCUGCGAGGAAGGAGAGCUCCUUCUCCACAGUGACGACCGGGAUGAGAGUGUUUUUCUCAGAGGGGUCCAGGAUGGUUCAGGACGUCAGUAUUUAUUUUGGAGGAAUGGGACCGACCACUGUUAGCGCCGCCAAAACCUGCACAGCUAUCGUCACAAGACCCUGGGAUGAUGAGACCCUCAGCCGGGCUUAUGACGUCCUCCUGGAUGAGUUGGUCCUCCCUCCUUCGGCUCCUGGAGGAAAAGUGGAGUUUCGUCGCUCUUUGACUCUCAGCUUCCUCUUCAAAUUUAACCUGGAGGUCCUGCAGAAACUCAGAGAAAUGAGCGUGAUUACAGACGAGCUUCCUGAGAAGAUCCAGCCUUUACCCAGAGAGAUCCAGCCCGGCCUGCAGGAGUUCCAGCGUGUGUCAAAGGACCAGAGCGACCAGGACCCAGUGGGACGUCCCAUCAUGCAUCGCUCUGCCAUCAGCCAGGCCACAGGUGAAGCUGUGUACUGCGACGACAUCCCAAAAACAGAUGGGGAGCUCUUCCUGACUAUGGUCACCAGCUCUCGAGCGCAUGCUAAAAUCACCAGGCUGGAUGUGAGCGAGGCUCUGCGGCUUCCUGGUGUCGUCGAUGUCAUCACGGCCAAAGAUAUUCCCGGGAAGAAAGUUCGGAAAAUGUUUGGUUACGAUGAGGAGCUGUUGGCCGAGACGGAGGUGUCCUGUGUCGGUCAGCGGAUAUGUGCGGUGGUCGCUGAUUCGAGGGCACACGCCAAACGAGGAGCAGCAGCUGUGAAGAUCAGCUACGAAGACCUGCCAGACCCGAUUUUUACCCAAGAGGAAGCCAUUGAGAAGUCGUCUUUCUUUGAGCCUCGGAGGAGGAUUGAGAGAGGAGACGUGACCAAAGCCUUUAAAACUGUUGAUCAGGUUUAUGAAG